CAAGAAAAGAAUACAACAUGGCAUAGCGGAGCAAAUGACAUGCCGUAAACAGAUUAAAAAAGGCCUCCCUCUAUCGUCACUUACUCCAAACUUGACGAAUUAAGAAGAGGAUCCUGCAAAACCCUAAAAACCUGUCAUUCUCCAAUAAACCCCAAAGAUGUCCGAUUCUAUCCUGCACGAAGAAGAAGUACCAAUGCCAGAAACCAUAAGUAAAGACGACACCACAUUGCCUUCCAAGCGUAAACUCGAUUCACUUCCAGUUUCUCAAAUUAAAGAAAAAGCAGAAGAAACAAAUCAGCCGAAUAAAACUCAAAAAUCGCAUUCUCUCAAUGACAACGGCAAUGAAGAGAAAUCCAGAGAAAACAAACUUCUUGAAUCUUCUAGUAACGAUAUCGCCUCUAAUUUCUCGAUUCCCGAAGAGAAACCCGAAAACGACGUCCUUUUAGUAGAAGAAGAAGAAGACGAUGUUGAUUAUGCGGAUGAAGACGACGACGACGACGACGACGAUGAUGAGGAGGAGGAGGAGGAAGAAGAGGAAGAGGAAGAGAAUCCGGUGGUGGAUAGGAAAGGUAAAGGGAUAAUGAUAGAAGAGGAAGAUGAUGACGACGACGACGAUGACGAUGCGAGUGAAAUGGACGGUGGUGAUGAUGAUGAUGUGGAGUUGGAGGAUGAUCCUUUGGCCGAGGUUGAUUUGGAUAACAUUUUACCGUCGAGGACUCGGCGAAAAACGAAGCAUCCUGGAAUUUUUAUCGGUAAAAAUCUUGGUAAGGAAGAAGAAGAUGAUGAUGAUGAUGAUAGUGAUGCUUGACUAUUCAAAGGAAAGCUUCAUGUGACAUCAAGUUUCAUAUGCCUUUUCCCCCACAACAAACUGUUAUGGGAAUAUCUGGGAUAUAAUUUUCUUCUACUUUGUAAAUAUGUGGUAAAGAGUGCAAUUUGCAAUCGUUAUAGUGUUGGAUUAUCUGUGCGGAUGAGGUGUAGGAGGAUUCCCUCACCUCUAUUUCAAGUGUCUGUAUAUGAUAAAUCUUCUUACUUUAUGGUACUUUUUCGUUGUAUAGUGAUACUUCUCAAAACGUUGAGGGUUCCAAUGUGGGGUAAGAAGUAGUUUAUAGUUUGCUAAAUUAUGUGAAGAUAGUAGUGGUGAAAACUUUUUACAGGACUAAAAAGUGUUUGAGCUGCAGUUUUAACUUCGGGAAAGAAGUUUAAUGGAGUUUUUGCUAGGAGAUGCAAGUCCCUUUUUCUACAGUCAAGUUGGUUUUUGUAUAAGCAGUAUAACUUGUAUACUGAAGGAAGUUUGCAUCUGUUUUUUUUUUGUUU
Messenger RNA from Ricinus communis (castor bean), 1314 nucleotides. RefSeq names its product nucleolin. The record is from RefSeq and is a predicted model, not a curated record. Lineage: Eukaryota; Viridiplantae; Streptophyta; Magnoliopsida; Malpighiales; Euphorbiaceae. The coding region runs from base 158 to 808 and encodes 216 amino acids. The transcript has 2 exons.